Messenger RNA from Oncorhynchus keta (chum salmon), 1724 nucleotides. RefSeq lists its product as uncharacterized. Bases 205 to 945 code for a protein of 246 amino acids. Lineage: Eukaryota; Metazoa; Chordata; Actinopteri; Salmoniformes; Salmonidae. The transcript is spliced from 3 exons. The record is from RefSeq and is a predicted model, not a curated record.
UCUCAUUGUUUCACGGUGAAAUUUGACACAUUAUUGACAAGUAAUUUUUUUUGAACCUGUUUAGCUUUCAUUCCAUGUGUUUAGAGGUUUUACAACAGGGUUGAAUCAGAAACACCUUGACAGGUAACAGUUAAGACAUUAAUUCAGACUGGUUAAGAAUAGAACUCAGGUUUGGGAUGAUGUUAAAAUAUAUAUAUAUAUAUUAUGGUAAUAGCUUCGUGGAGUAAGCUGUUGCCUAUGGCUCUGAGGUUUGUGGGUUUGACCCCGGUGCUAAGCAGUAAGCUGUUGCCUAUGGCUCUGAGGUUUGUGGGUUUGACCCCGGUGCUAAGCAGUAAGCUGUUGCCUAUGGCUCUGAGGUUCGUGGGUUUGACCCCGGUGCUAAGCAGUAAGCUGUUGCCUAUGGCUCUGAGGUUCGUGGGUUUGACCCCGGUGCUAAGCAGUAAGCUGUUGCCUAUGGCUCUGAGGUUCGUGGGUUUGACCCCGGUGCUAAGCAGUAAGCUGUUGCCUAUGGCUCUGAGGUUCGUGGGUUUGACCCCGGUGCUAAGCAGUAAGCUGUUGCCUAUGGCUCUGAGGUUUGUGGGUUUGACCCCAGUGCUAAGCAGUAAGCUGUUGCCUAUGGCUCUGAGGUUCGUGGGUUUGACCCCGGUGCUAAGCAGUAAGCUGUUGCCUAUGGCUCUGAGGUUCGUGGGUUUGACCCCGGUGCUAAGCAGUAAGCUGUUGCCUAUGGCUCUGAGGUUCGUGGGUUUGACCCCAGUGCUAAGCAGUAAGCUGUUGCCUAUGGCUCUGAGGUUUGUGGGUUUGACCCCAGUGCUAAGCAGUAAGCUGUUGCCUAUGGCUCUGAGGUUCGUUGGUUUGACCCCGGUGCUAAGCAGUAAGCUGUUGCCUAUGGCUCUGAGGUUCGUGGGUUUGACCCCAGUGUUCUUUCUUCGGGUGAUCUUUGGGUGAGUGCAAAAUAGAUCUGUCUUUAAUGUUUGGGAACAUGGACAAACAUCUAAUAUUGAAGUCCAAAUUUAGUGAUCUCCCUGGUGUGUGUUUGGGUGUUAACUCUGUCUCGGUGUGUGUGUUUGGGUGUUAACUCUGUCUCGGUGUGUGUGUUUGGGUGUUAACUCUGUCUCGGUGUGUGUGUUUGGGUGUUAACUCUGUCUCGGUGUGUGUGUUUGGGUGUUAACUCUGUCUCGGUGUGUGUGUUUGGGUGUUAACUGUCCCUGGUGUGUGUUUGGGUGUUAACUCUGUCUCGGUGUGUGUGUUUGGGUGUUAACUCUGUCUCGGUGUGUGUGUUUGGGUGUUAACUCUGUCUCGGUGUGUGUGUUUGGGUGUUAACUCUGUCUCUGUGUGUGUGUUUGGGUGUUAACUCUGUCUCGGUGUGUGUGUUUGGGUGUUAACUCUGUCUCGGUGUGUGUGUUUGGGUGUUAACUCUGUCUCGGUGUGUGUGUUUGGGUGUUAACUGUCCCUGGUGUGUGUUUGGGUGUUAACUCUGUCUCGGUGUGUGUGUUUGGGUGUUAACUCUGUCUCGGUGUGUGUGUUUGGGUGUUAACUCUGUCUCGGUGUGUGUGUUUGGGUGUUAACUCUGUCUCGGUGUGUGUGUUUGGGUGUUAACUCUGUCUCGGUGUGUGUGUUUGGGUGUUAACUCUGUCUCGGUGUGUGUGUUUGGGUGUUAACUCUGUCUCGGUGUGUGUGUUUGGGUGUUAACUCUGUCUCGGUGUGUGUGUGUGUGUGCAGGGUGU